AUGAAGAUCUUCUGCUUUCUGUGGCUGAUGCUCUGCCUACAAAUCUUCCAGGUCAAUCCAGUUGCUGGUAAAGACACACAUGAAUGUGCCAAGAGACAAGGAAUCUGUGAAGCCAAAAGAUGCAAAUUUUUUUAUAUUCAAGUUGGCACCUGUUUUCAAAGAAAAUCCAAGUGCUGUAUAAAAAGAUGGAGUAGAAACACCAAAACGAAGAAGGUGUAA
Molecule: messenger RNA, 219 nt
Organism: Peromyscus californicus insignis
Lineage: Eukaryota; Metazoa; Chordata; Mammalia; Rodentia; Cricetidae
Product: beta-defensin 38-like
Exons: 2
Coding region: 1-219 (72 amino acids)
Biological process (GO): defense response to Gram-negative bacterium; defense response to Gram-positive bacterium; innate immune response in mucosa
Cellular component (GO): extracellular region
Molecular function (GO): CCR6 chemokine receptor binding
Source: RefSeq, a predicted model, not a curated record